CUCGGCCGACAAAACUUUACCACAUCUCGGAGGGCAUCUUUAACUGAACCGUUUCCCAACUCCAUCCUCGAGACCUCUCGGCCGAAGCUGCUCCCCCGAAACAAAGAGAUCUUGUCCCAAUAGAUACCGCGAAGCAUGUUUAGAGCCUCCCAGCUUCCCUCCCUCUCUUGUCCAGCCGCCUUCUUGUCCAACCUAAGGCUCCCAAUCCUCUCCUCCCUCGAUUUCUCUUCCUUUAAAUCCCCGCCCUCCUUUUCCUUCUCCAAAUUCCCACCUCUCCCGAGACUGAGAGCACCCGUCGCAUCCCCAUUCCCUUCUCCUUUCUCCAGGAGGCCCCCAUCCAUGGUGGGUAACCCGAGGCUUCGAGGCAAAGCUUCAUUUAGUGCUGGAAGUACUGGACGAGAGAAUAAAGAGUUAUUGGUUCAGCAUUUGCUUGUUGGUGAAGACAACCUUAAGCUGCUGCUGGAUCUCCAACAGCGGCUUUCAGGAGGAGAUGAUCUAAGUGAUUUGGCUGUGGAGUACUCAAUAUGCCCAUCCAAAGAGAUUGGUGGGAUGCUUGGGUGGGUUCGAAGAGGGCAAACGGUGCCAGAAUUUGAGGAAGCUGUAUUUAAUGCUCCUUUAAAUAAAGUUGUGCGUUGCAAGACUAAAUUUGGCUGGCACCUCUUGCAAGUGCUUUCUGAGAGGGAAGAAUCUAUACUACAGGAUAUUGAGCCAGAAGAACUUCAUUCAAAAAUGCAAGAUCCAAGUUUCAUUGAGGGAGCUCAGUUGAUAGAUGUCCGAGAACCUGAAGAAGUAGCUCAAGCUUCUUUGCCAGGUUUUAAAAUACUUCCUCUCCAACAGUUUGGAACAUGGGGAUCUGUAAUAACAGAUGAGUUUGAUCCUCAAAAGGACACCUACGUUUUGUGUCACCAUGGUGUACGGUCGUUGCAAGUAGCCAAAUGGUUGCAGACUCAGGGAUUUAAGAGGGUGUUCAAUGUCUCGGGAGGGAUUCAUGCAUAUGCACUCAAGGCCGAUCCUUCCAUCCCAACAUAUUAAGCAUUAUCACCAUUUGUCACCCGUUGGAAGAAUUUGUUUGAAUAUGAGUUAUAUUGUAAAGUUGAUUGUGGCAACUGGCUUUAUUUUGGCAGUAGUUAGUUAGAGAAUUGUGAGCUUGCAAAUAAAUGACCAGAGAAAUGCAGGGGGAUGUUGCUGAGAAUUUGCAGUUUUCUUGUGAAAUAUGACCUUCAAAAUACUUCUCAAGAAACAAAAUUCUUGUUUUUCUUAAUGAAAUGAAGGAAACAAAAUAGGUUCGUGAAAA
Molecule: messenger RNA, 1294 nt
Organism: Phoenix dactylifera (date palm)
Lineage: Eukaryota; Viridiplantae; Streptophyta; Magnoliopsida; Arecales; Arecaceae
Product: rhodanese-like domain-containing protein / PPIC-type PPIASE domain-containing protein
Molecular function (GO): peptidyl-prolyl cis-trans isomerase activity
Source: RefSeq, a predicted model, not a curated record